Messenger RNA from Schistosoma mattheei, 258 nucleotides. The record is from the annotation of a GenBank genome assembly. Lineage: Eukaryota; Metazoa; Platyhelminthes; Trematoda; Strigeidida; Schistosomatidae.
AUGUCUAGGUCGGUUUCUCCAAAGGUUAGGGCUCUGGUGGAUCGGAUUAUUCGAGUUGAUCAUGCAGGAGAGUUAGGUGCCAAUAGAAUAUACCAAGGACAGCUCAUGGUACUUGGGAAAUCGAGUAUAGGCCCUAAAAUAAAGGAAAUGCAUGAUCAAGAAGUGGAACAUUUUAAAAAAUUCCAGGAACUUAUUCCUAUUCAUAGAGUUAGACCUACAUUACUUUUGCCUUUGUGGAGCAUUGCUGGUUUACACUAG